Molecule: messenger RNA, 639 nt
Organism: Hydra vulgaris (swiftwater hydra)
Lineage: Eukaryota; Metazoa; Cnidaria; Hydrozoa; Anthoathecata; Hydridae
Source: RefSeq, a predicted model, not a curated record
ACAAGAAGCUCCGUGUUUAAUCCCUACCACAUCGCUGUUAGUGUUGCCCCCAAUUUAUUGCGCCGCGCAUUAGCCUUGUUUGUCAAAACUGGUAUUUUGGAGUUAAAGUUAAAAUUCAAUCCCAUGAAGAUAAACGAACUACUUUUAAAAGCUCAAAAUGAAAAAGAAAGCGGAAAUGAAUUCUACAAGCAUGGAAAUGUUAGAAGUGCAAUAAAAAAAUAUCACUAUUGCCUAAUGUACUUAAAAGACAUAGAGAAACCAUCUCCAUUGUCUAAGUUAACAGGAGAACUACACGAGGAGUUAAGCCAGAAAAGUUUAAAAGAUAUCAAUAACUUGCGUUGUACUUGCUAUAAUAAUUUGUCAGUUUGUUUAGCUAAAAAACAACAAUAUGACAAAGUUAUAGAGUAUACGACUAAGGUUUUGUUACUUGAUUCAGAUAAUAUUAAAGCAUUAUUUCGUCGUGGACAGGCUUACAUGAACAAAACAGAUUUUGACAACGCAGAAAAAGACUUUAAAAGAAUUAAAAUCAUCAAUGAAAAAGAAACAUGUGCGAACGAUUAUUUUAUAUUGAUUGAAAAGGAGAGAAAAAAAGAAGAACGAAAAAGAAAAGAUAUAUAUAAAAAAAUGGUUUUAUUCUAA